AUGCAGCUUCUGGUGAGAGUGCCCUCUCUUCCGGAGCGGGGCGAGUUGGACUGCAAUAUCUGCUACCGUCCCUUCAACCUCGGGAGCCGCGCGCCCCGUCGUCUGACCGGCACGGCGCGCGCCCGCUGCGGCCACACACUCUGCACCGCCUGCCUGCGCGAGCUGGCGGCGCGCGGAGACGGCGGCGGUGCGGCCGCGCGUGUGGUGCGCCUGCGUCGCGUGGUCACGUGUCCCUUCUGUCGCGCCUCCCCUCUCCCGCGUGGUGGGGUCACAGAGGUCGCUCUUGACCCGGGCGUGUGGGCACAAUUGGAGGAAAAAGCACGGACUGAACGCGAACGAGAUGAGGCGGGGUGUCCGGUUAAGGAAAGCGGCGAUGCUGAUGGCGAGGCUGAUGAUGAGGAACAGGAGUGCGAGAAGGGGGCGGGACCUAGAAGUGCGGGGUGGCGCGCGUUUCGGCGGCUCUGGGACAGGGUCCUGGCGCCCGCGCGCCGCUGGCGGCGUCCGCUGCCUAGCAACGUGCUCUACUGUCCAGAGAUCAAAGACAUUGCCCACAUGACCCGCUACACGCUGUAA
Castor canadensis (American beaver) is the source of this 573-nucleotide messenger RNA. RefSeq names its product ring finger protein 227 (gene Rnf227). NCBI's taxonomy places the organism in Eukaryota, Metazoa, Chordata, Mammalia, Rodentia, Castoridae. Gene Ontology annotation, biological process: protein ubiquitination. Gene Ontology annotation, molecular function: ubiquitin protein ligase activity. The record is from RefSeq and is a predicted model, not a curated record.